AUGUCUGGAUUAGCUGCUGACGGGUUCGAGGCGGGCCCCUCGUUCGAGUUGUUGUACACGGCGCUUAGAGAUGACACCCUUCGCCAGAAAGCGGUCAACGGGGUGAAGGCGGUGAUCGUCAUCACCCUUAAAAACACUACGGGCAAGACCCAGAGCUGGUUACUAGAGUUGAAGAACCAGGGCACGGUGGAAAAAGUGGCCGAAGUGCCCCCCAACGACGUCCAGUUGUUGUUGACCGACAUCGACUUUGUUAAGCUUGUCACCGGCGAGCUGAGCGGGCAAGAGUUGUUUAUGAGCGGCAAGUUGAAGGUGAAGGGCAACGCGAUGAAGGCGCUGGCGAUCGACACCGUGUUCAGGCAGUUGGACCCCCGGCCGAAUCUCUGA
Molecule: messenger RNA, 384 nt
Organism: Diutina rugosa
Lineage: Eukaryota; Fungi; Ascomycota; Pichiomycetes; Serinales; Debaryomycetaceae
Product: SCP2 sterol-binding domain-containing protein
Exons: 1
Coding region: 1-384 (127 amino acids)
Cellular component (GO): cytosol
Source: RefSeq, a predicted model, not a curated record